GAAGAAGACGACAUUCGUUCUCGUGUGCUCGCUGUUCUGGCCUAGUCCGAUUAGUCGAGAACAGCCUCCCACAAAACGUUCUUUUGCAUCGCGUUGGUCAACUCGCAAUUUUGUGAAGUCACGCUGUUCUCUAUACGCAAGUGGCGGCGAAUUUCUUGGUCCUGGAAAGAACUGACUCGGACUUCCACCGUCAGCGCGGCCGCCACUGUGGGAUCUUCCCGGAGGCGCUGAGUCAUGGAAUACACGUCAGCAUUUCCGCUGCGUAGUCGCGCGGAAGCGGCGUCCACCUUGCUGAUCGGAUACUCGGCACCUUUCUACGCGCUGCCCAUCUUCAGCAGAAAGCAUCCGGAGGCCCGCUGCGCGUACUGCCUGCUGGUGCUGGUGGUGUGGACUCUGAUGCAGGUGCUGCCGGCUCCCGUGGCCUGCAUGUUUCCGCCGCUCGUGCUGGCCGCCUCGAACACCAUCAGCGACGACGACGCCAUUGCCGGGUACGCGUCGCCGUACGCGCUGCACGUCGUGGCCGUCAUGCUGUUCAUCCGGCUGGGCCACUCGCUGAGCCUGUUCGACCGCGCCGCCAUGGUUGUGAUCCGCCACAAGGGGACGCGCGUACGCUCGCUGAUGCUGGUCUUCUCUGCGUUGUCUCUGCUCGCCACGCUGUUCCUGGACAACGGCGUCACCACGCUGCUGAUGGCGGCGCUCAUUGAGCGCGCCGCCAAAGCGCUGCAGGACACCACCAUCCAGGCAUACCAGAAGAGGGCACUCUUCAACAAGUGCGAGCUGUUUCAUACGUGA
Messenger RNA from Dermacentor silvarum, 792 nucleotides. RefSeq names its product sodium-dependent high-affinity dicarboxylate transporter 3-like. Gene Ontology annotation, biological process: monoatomic anion transmembrane transport; citrate transport. The coding region runs from base 235 to 792 and encodes 185 amino acids. Gene Ontology annotation, cellular component: membrane. The record is from RefSeq and is a predicted model, not a curated record. Gene Ontology annotation, molecular function: citrate transmembrane transporter activity; succinate transmembrane transporter activity. The transcript has 5 exons. NCBI's taxonomy places the organism in Eukaryota, Metazoa, Arthropoda, Arachnida, Ixodida, Ixodidae.